AUGCCUGUCCUGGGGUCAUGCGGCCCCAGCCCCGGGGGCAGCCCUGUGCGGCUGAGCUCCGGCCCCGCACCGCCCUACCCGUCCCUCCUCCUCCUCCUCUUCCUCCUCCUCCUCCGGGUGUGCAGGCAGUCCCCGCUGCGGGCAGCCGUGCGGGGGUGGGCUCCGGGCAGGCGCUGUGCUGCGGGACGCACCGCCCGCCCCGAGGCACCGGCUGCGGUUCCGCCGCUCCCGAACCAUUCCAGAGGCUCCUCUGGCUCCGCCGCUGCAUGGACUCAGCGCACAGGUCCCUUGCCGGACCCAGCGGAGGCGGACGGGGCUCCCCUCAGCUCCAGGGAGCGCACCAUGAAGACCUCCAUGGUGGUUUUGCUGUGCCUCGCCGUAUUCCCAGCCUUUUCCCAGGGCAGAGUUGUCGGAGAGGAUGAAGGCGGUUUUGCGGAGUGCAAUGUGUUCUUCCCCGGACGAGUCCCACCCGAGGGAUUCAGGGAGCCGUUCCACGUGAAAAUCUGUCAGCAGUACAACAGAGAGCCGCGCUUCGCAACCCUCUACAGCACGAAGGACAAAAUCCCUCUUUAUUCGGCUUUUAAGUACACAAAGCCAGCCCCAAGCGAGGAGGAGAGCUGGCUGGUGGAGCCGCAGAUAGACGAUCCAGAAAAUGACCUGCAGGAGAUGGUGCACGAAGCUGAUAUCGUUGGCACUGUGGCCAACCUUGGUGCAAAUCAAGCCCUGACCUCAGACUACGUGGGCUCUGGUUACGAGAGAGGGCUGCUCAAUCCCAGCCUGCUCAACGAGGAGGAUUUCCAGAUGGCCACUUACACGCUCACGAACGCCGUCCCUCUGAGCCCAUCUCUGAGCAAAAGCUGGCACAGAGACAUCGGGAGGGUAGUGGAGCAAGCUCUGGUCCCUCACUGCUCCAAGAAAGAUCAUCUGUAUCUCCUUGCAGGUGCAAUUCCUUCCAAUGUCCAAGUUAAAGGCAAGGUGGCAGUGCCAGAGACUCUCUGGCUGGCAGCCUGCUGUGAUGCUCCGGAGGGAUGGUCCCUGGGACUAGUGAAAAAAACGAAUGAUGAGAACAGCUUGGUGGACCUCACGGUGGGAGAGCUGGAGAAGCAGCUUCUAGCAGGAGUUCACUUGUUUAAGGGCAGCUGUGGGGAAGACAAUCAAAGCCAGGAGAAAACAGAAGCAAUAUUGCAAGCUGUCAGUCAGAUCCGCUCCGGAGAGCAAGUAGGAACAAGUGACAACGAGGAGGCCAAAGACAGUGGCUUGGUGAGAAAAGUGGCUGGCAUCAUUGCUACCCCUUUCAUCAAACUUCUGGAACUCCUCAUCUACGUGUUUGUGGAGCUGGUGAAAUUUGUGUUCUAUUUUCUGUGGCUUGUUAUCAAGCGGGUUGUUGGUACAGUUCUGGAUGGAGUCUACAGCCUGUGGAACGGGGUGGUGUCCUACCUUAAAGCCAUCAGCAUGGUGCUCAUCAGCAUCCCCUAUGAUGUGGGGAGGGUCAUCGUCAACAUCUUUCUGGGCUUCCUGGAAAUUGUUCAAGAUGUGGCGUCCCUCACCUACAGGAUUCUGCGCAUCCCUGUGGGGUUUGUCCUUCACCUCGCUGCUUUUCCUUACUACUCCAUCUGUGCCAUUCCCUCUGUCCUCAAAGACUUGGCCACCGGCAUCGGGGGCACCUUCUCCCUGGUCAUCGAUGCCACAGCCACACUUCUGCAUGGCUUUUAUUAUUUGGCUGGUCACAUAGUCAAGCGGUUUGUCCCUAAAGGCUCCUCUGAUGACUUAUAGGGAUGGAAACCAAAGCUGCAAAGACAUGGAGUGGAGGAGGAGUGGGGCAAUGCUUUAAGAUACGUGGCCAAACGCUGUCAAUUUUGUUCUGGUAUUUAUUGUAGUGACAUUAAUAAUAAUGAACCAACUGGGGAGUAACAGGGGAGGCCGACGUAAUGUUGCCGGGGGACGCCACCAUUGUAACUCAAGUUCUGCUGUUGUAAAGUGUUGGGGUUUUAUCGGUGCAGGCCACAAAGUUCCUGUGAUUUUGCAAGAUGCUUCCUCUGGGAGAUGUGUGCUGAAUGUGGUACGGGGUUCUUUCCUUCCAGCAGAAAUAAAACUGGGACCUACGCACUGGCAGA
This is a messenger RNA of Calidris pugnax (ruff), 2114 nucleotides long. Its product is annotated as endonuclease domain-containing 1 protein-like. NCBI's taxonomy places the organism in Eukaryota, Metazoa, Chordata, Aves, Charadriiformes, Scolopacidae. The record is from RefSeq and is a predicted model, not a curated record. Gene Ontology annotation, molecular function: hydrolase activity; nucleic acid binding; metal ion binding. The transcript has 3 exons. The coding region runs from base 1 to 1773 and encodes 590 amino acids.